AUGGGAGAAGUUAGAAACGUGGUAUGGUUUUGUCUUUAUGGGUUGAUUAUUCAGUCCUUAUGCUAACCACUAAUUUCUUUAGUCUGUGCCGUAUUCCCAGCCGAUAAACCAUGGCCUUCCAGCGUAUGGUCAAAUCGAGGUUGAAGGAGAAGCUGUCUCAGGUGGAGAUCGUGCCAUUUGGUUUGAGUUCAGAGGUCAUGGAGGGGAGAUACCACUUCAUAUUAACAUCCGCUUGGGAUCUUUGAAUGGACGGAAUGAAAUAUGUGUGAACGCUUUUGAUCGUGAUUGGGGAAAGGAACAGUUCUACCGUCAGAGUGUUAGUGUUGGGGGCUCCGUUUACGCCAAGAUUGUGGUCAAAGAUAAGGAAUAUGAAGUAAGAGGAAUACUAAUUAAAAACUUUCUAAUAUGACGAUCAUGAUCAACUUCCUUGUUAUUCAGGUUGACAUUAAUGGUCGUGAAUUCUCAUUCAGACACAGGCUUCCCAAAGAUUCUGUUCAACGUUUCGAAGUGCGGGGUGACAUCCGAGUGAAUCGUAUCAAUUAUACUGGAUUCGGAGAUCAUCUCUACAUCCCAGGACAAGGUGGAGGAUAUCCCCAGCCUCCUUCAUAUCCUCAGCCAUCUUACCCAACCCCCAAUCCUGGAUACCAACCUCCUUCCUCUUAUCCUGACCCGCGAUCUUCGUAUCCUCCACCACCGGCGGCUUAUCCCGAUCAGAUUCGUCCUUAUCCUUCUGAUCCUGGAUAUCAGCCACCUUACAACCCAAAUGUUGGUGGUGGUCCAGUUGGCUCUGGGGCCAGCAUUGGUCAGCCUACCUACCCAUUCGGACCUACUGAUUCGAGAGGAUAUAACUGA
Bursaphelenchus xylophilus (pine wood nematode) is the source of this 852-nucleotide messenger RNA. The record is from the annotation of a GenBank genome assembly. Lineage: Eukaryota; Metazoa; Nematoda; Chromadorea; Rhabditida; Aphelenchoididae.